UUCCCAUCGCGUCAGGAUGGUGGAACACUGUUUGCCGGACGCGUUCGACUAAUCGUCACAGUGGAGUUCUGCUUAAUCGCAGCCUCGGGAGGGGGUGGUUCGAUGUUGGUCCCUCCCGUGGCCCAAAGUGGGACUGGGGAUCGUCCCGUGGGGGACACGGUGGCACGGGCUCAACAGACGACCGGCCCCGCUGCCGCUACGACGACCCUAUGGCCUUUAGCACCUGCGCAGCCCAAUCAGGUUCCCAAUCAACAGUCCCAGGGCAUACCACCUCUGGCCGCUACGCCUGCGCCCGCUCACAAUCAAGGUGCGAACCGCUACGGACUGUACUCGUUAUUUCCAGGGGGUGGCGGGGGCAGUUACGUCGCCGCCACCCCCGCCACCCCCGAGCAACCGAUGCCAGCACGGGCUUAUCACGCGACGCACAAGGUUUCAGAGAGCGUGUUUUCCGCGGCGGUCGGGGUUGGGGUGGGUGGCUACACCUGGGGUGCUCCCACGCCCCCACCGGGAUCGCCCUACAGCCCCGUGCCCGUGACACAGCUGGAGCUGUUGGCGAAAAAUUUGGCGAACCUGGCGCCCGCAGCCGCCACAGGCCAGCAGGCCCUAAGUCUGCAGGGUGUUGGCGUUAACGUGGCCGGUAGUCUGCAUCACGCGCAGCAUACGCAGCACACGCAGCACACCCUCAACGUUACCGGAAUUCAUCAUCUGCAUCACGGUGGCCUCCAUCAGAACACAUUCUCGCCUCAGCUGUCGCUAGUAACCGGCAGCGCACCAACAUUGACCAUCAACAACUUCUCGUCGCCCAACUCGACCAACGGUAUCGCGCCGACGACGGGUGUCCUCCUACAGGAAUAUCAACCGCCAGUGGCGGCAACAGGAUGUACCGUCACCGUGAACGGUUCGUCCUGUCUAACCAACACCAGCAGCACAACCAGCAGUAUGAUGGUGCACGGUGGUGUCGGCAGCGGUGGUAACCAGGCGAUCAGCAACCAGAUCGCCGUUCAAGCCACCGCCACGAAGAAACGUGAGGCUUUCCUUUCCAGUCAAGGCCAACCGGUGAAGCUGGAGAACAAAUCGACCAGGGCGUCGUGCCUCUGCAGGAACAGCAACGGAAAGACAAAGGUGGUGCAUUCAGAUAUGGGAUGCAGCAGGACACUACCUGUCGUCUCGUCCUGGAACGGACAGGAUAGCAGCGUUAGUACUAACAAUAGCACUGCUAACCUGACCGUAAAAAGGGAACCUUUGGCUUCGGUGCCCUGUCAAGUCGCAGAAGUCUCCACGUCCCUUCAUGCCACCACUACCUCUGUCAAGAUUGAACCCGUUCCACCAAAGUCCGAGAAUGGGAUAGCCGUUUCUAAUGCGGGAGCCAGUGGCAUACCGGUUGGCAUUGCUGUGGCGAGGCAGCGAUUGCAGCAUCAAGAAACUUCGACGUCUAUGCGCAAUGUGUCCUUAAGUCAUCACACGUCUCAUCACGCAACGAGUUAUCAUCAUUUCCAGCCGGACAGUCUAGGUUCCAGCACGGCCAUGGCGGUAGGCGGCACUACCCUGGUGCACUGCGGAGGGCCUGGAGGGGAGGAUCGUGCGGCCCACCUCGCUGCCAUUCCCUCCGGGGCUCUCGCGCCCUCGCUGAGCCUGAAUUCCAGUCUGAAUUCCAGCCUGAAUUCCACCCUGGGCAGCAUCAGCGGCGGUUUUUCAGCCGCAGCGAUGCCAACGGAGCCGGUCGGCUUUCCGCAGAUGGGCUCUGGGCUGCAAGGUGGAUUACAGUUAGUUCGCGAUCCAACGACCGGACACAUUCUCCUUAUCCACGCUGCGGAACAAAUGCAGCAGGCUCUAGUGUGGCCGAAUUACUCGAACCACAACAAUAAUGUUGCUCCACCGCCACUCCUGCUGCCACCGCCUCCACCCUCGAUACAACUUCUGGGUGAUAUCGGCGGCGCGCGAUUAGUGCUGACCGAAAACAAAAGAAAACAACAAAGCGCGCUACCGAUAGUAAAGAUUGAGACGGAAUGCAGCAACAGUCCAACAACCAUAAUCACAUCCACCGAGUCGUCAAAGACCGCCUUGCAAACCGUGACGUCUGUGACGGGCGCUCUGGUACCAGACGCAGCCCUGGUUACCACGUUGCAUUAUUACCCUCAAGCGCCGGCGCUGGUGCAAAUCAGCCAAGCCGAGCCUACUACUACGCACUGCAGGUCACAGGCCACAUCACCGGUCUCAUAUCUAACACCACCUCCGGAAAUAUCAGCGACGGUUCAUGCGAUCGAACCAUCGUCAUUCGGAGUUCAGGAUGCCUCAAAUCAAACCGAUGCUCCCGAAGACACCGAGGACAAGCAAGAGGCUCUCGUGAAGCAGGAGCAGAAUCUGAGUCCCUGCCAGGUCGCGUCCCAAUCCACGGGGACGAAUCUAACCGCUGCGAAUUUCGAGAUCGUGCCAUCGCCGACGGAGAGGAUCUGCAACGUCGUCAGAAUCACGACAACUACGACUACUGUAAAUCCAACCGUAUGCGGCAUCGUAACCAAAGUAGACAAGGCGGAGAACACAAUCAUUAAUAUGGCUGAUUGUGCUAAAUACUCGGCGAAAGAUGGGAGAGGUCUUGUGAAGGCGAUUGAGCAAGAUGCUCAUGUCGAGGAGGAAGUUUGCAAGGACGACAAGAUCACGCCUAUCUGCAGCAGGGGCAGCAGGCUCGGCGCUAGGAUCAUCGAGAUCACUGAAGAGAACUGUGAUAGUUUCCAUGAGAACUUGGAAUUCUUCGCAAGGAGAAAAGACGUCAACGUAGAUCAACGAGAUGAUUAUUCUAAAGACGAGGAGAAUAUUGUGCAAGAUCCUAAUAUUCAUGAAAAGGAGGUGGAAUCGAAAAUCAUUGAUGCUUCGGAGAAUAUUGACAUUCACCGUCAAAUGUGCUCUAAAACAUCGGAUACACCAGUCAUCAACGAGACAAAGUCAGAUGUAGCUGAUUCGACGGAAUUACCAAGAGUCAAUUGCGAGAGUUGCGACAAGAACCGAAAUACCUCAAACGCCGAAACCCGGCCUCAAAUCACAGUUAAGUCUUUCGACAUGCCUAAUAUUGAUUGCGACGAUCAGGAAGUGCAACAAGUAGCUAUCAAGCAGGAAACUGACGACAGUUGCUACGAAGUGUGCUAUGAAUCAUCUCAGUGCGAGCCAACGUCCACUAGCGACAGAUCUAGAUUUAACUGUGAGAAAUCACCGCAAGAACUGACGAAAAGACACUCAGUGGAAAAGUCCCACCAUCCAGGUAUUGAGAACGUAGUGGAAAAGCUGAAGAAAAAUGCGGCGGCUUUGCAAGAAGCUGCGAUACCUAACACUCAAAGAAUCGACGAAUCCAUGGAACGAUCAAACGUGGAGAUCAAACAGCAGAGAUAUUCUGAGACGAUACCGAAGAAGUUGCACCUUCUAAGAUCAUGCCAGAACUCUCUGGAGAAUGGCACGACCGAUAUCGAAAUCUCUUCCUCGCAAACUGCAAUAUCGGAGCAACAUAUUAACAAUCAAUCGGGACGACAUUCGCCUCAAAACGACAGACAUUUAACCGGUGAAUGUCUGCUUAACGAGAACAAUAAUGACAGUAGAAGCAAUAACAAUAACAUCAAGGCGUUCGAGGAUAAAAAAUUGCUAGCUAAAAACGAGAAGAAUGUCUCCCAUGAUAUCACUGCUUACGUUAAGCCUAAGACUGUCUGGCGCUGUGAGGUGCAACCAUUCUCGAGGCCCAAUGUGACUCGUAAGUCCGAUCAUGUCGAAGACGUGUCUUCAGAGACAAAGUCCAGAAUACAAGGACAAAAGCCUGCCAUUGACGUGAGCGGUCUCGAAUUACUGUCAAACAGCAUCGAGCAAUUGGAACAACGAAUCGGUCAGCCGGAACAUUUACAACUGGACACGGAUGUCGAAAAGUCGCCUGUUAGAAGCAAACUGGUAAGUCAGCAGAGUGAGAAUAAUAACAACGUCGGCAGUCCCCUCGGAUUACUCUGUGCACUGGCCGAACAGAUUAUGGAGGUAGGCGACAAGAUUCCCCGGAAAUUAAACCUCGAAAGUUCGGAGGAAAUCUCACAGGCCGGUAGAUUACUGUUGAAUCUGGGCAGAAGUGGUUCUCUCGAAAAAGAUGAAAACAAAAGAAAGUAUAUUGAGACUGAUGAUUACCGUUCCAAACGAUUCAAGCUCAAUGAUAGCGAAGAGGAGACUAAGAAUGCGUCGCUAAAUUAUCACGAGAAAGAUAUCAAAGAACAAACAAUGGAAGUUAAUGAAAGAAAGCAAGAUGUUUUGGAAACAAAAGAGAGUAUAGAUAACAUUGAUAAUUUCUCCGAGGAGGAGAUCAAUAAAAUCAACGAUGAAAGAACUAUCAGCUCAGAAGAACAAUCUUUCAGCAGAGACGAUGAAGAUUGUUACUCCAAUACAAAGGCUGUUAAAAAUCUCCAAGCUCUUUCGGAUAAAAUACCUAAUAAUUUACGAAGUACUGAUGCGCUUUACGAUAAACUCGAGAAAGAAGACAAUCUGUCGGACUCGGAGAGUGAAACAUUCGAGUCAAAAGUCGUGUCUGAACAGUUAACGAGCUGCGAAAUUAGAAAUAACAAGCGUAAAACAUCCGUCGAAGAGAGAGACGCAAGGGACAACCACGACUAUAAAAACGCGCGAGCAAAGUUAGAAGCGAAGAAGUUCAUAGCCAAGAAAGGAAAUCGCGAUAACGAGGACGACUGGCCAAGCAUGAACGCCACAGAACUGGACAUGAGAGUUAGGAUGGCGGAUAUUCAGAGACAAUAUAGAGAAAAACAAAGGGAGCUUUCCAAGUUGAUUCCUAAAAAGGAUGAAAAGAAAACUCCUGGUAGACCGCGGAAGAAGAGUCAUUCUUCCAUUAGUUCCGACCACGGGACGUUAUCAUCACCACCUGCGCUAGAUCUCAUGACUUCUCCGUCGCGAAAAUCACCCUCGAGAGCAUCAAGAUCACCGGAGCCUGGUGCAUCUUCGCCAUUAACUUCGGCUGUUCUAACCAUGCCAAAGUGUAACGUGAAUCUCGUGAAACUAGGCGAGCCCAGAAGCCACAUAAAACUUUUGGAUAGUAUACCCAGUAUUCCGAUAUCAGUACCGCCCGUGACAUCACCAAUCCCAAUGUUACCUGGUAAAGCAACACCAGAGGAUGACGAAAAAAGUACGGGAACGGUGGGCUAUGAUACGUCAUCACCAGCACCGACUGUCGCAAGCUCGACGUCCGCUUCGAAAAAGAGAAAAGUAGGACGACCACGAAAGCUCACGUGCACCUCGGGUAGUGUCAGACAUUUAACGGAGACAAUCGUUGCUAAGAAACCUAAAAGUAAGAGUUCUCUAGUGGGUUACGUACUGUCCUCUAAGAACAGACACCUACAAACAAAGCAAUGUAUAAAUAAUAAAACCGGCUACACGCCGUUGCCAUUCAAAUCAGGAGUCUCUUCCCCGAAGCCACAAGCUAAGAUACAAAAAGUUACAAAAAUGAAGACAAAGCCAGCAAAACAAACUCCGUUGCACAACAAAAAUGUGAUCAGCUCGAUUAUCGCCGAAAAAGCAAAGCUAAGUCAAGAAGUGAAACUUGAGAAGCAUAGUAGUAAAAUAAAACCGAAGCUCAAAGCGGAGGUGAAAGUAAAAAAUUGGGAGGACGACGAGAACGAUACGAUACAACCCGAAAAUGUUCUACCUAACGAACCUAUAGUUCAAAAUCCUGUCAAGGAGACAGAAUGCGCACCGAUAGAAUCUGCAGAACAGUCAGAGGAACCGGAAAAAUUACGACAUGAGAAGUCGAAGAAGAAGAAGCGGAAAUCCAGUUCGUCCCAAUCGCCGAAUCGUGAUAAGAAAGAGUCUAAGCGACGCAAAUCCCUGGAGUGCAAACAGUGCGCUAAGGUAGCUGCGAGGACUUCUGAAAGCAUUGUCAGCCGAUGCAAGUUAACGUCUGCUCAUCUGGCCAUCGAUCAGCUGCGAGUUCUCAUGGCGAUAGGUGGGCUCUUCUACGCAGGCAGACUGAGUGCUGUACAAGCACCUGAUGUUUAUGCUAUUACGCUAGAUGGCGAACGUGGAAACAGACCGCAUAUUCACUCCAGAGAAGAGAUCCUGAAAGACGCGAUUGUGGAAGUGUGUCCGAGUUCGACGAAAGAGCUACCACCCGGUACGAGACUAUGCGCGUAUUGGAGUCAACAGUAUAGGUGCUUAUACCCGGGAACUUCUGUGAAACCUAUAGUACCUGAUCCACAACAAGACGAGAAAUUUGUUACCGUGGAAUUCGACGAUGGAGACAGUGGUUUAAUUGUCUUGGACGACAUCAGACUUUUACAACCUAAUUAUCCUGUCGUAGUGUACGAUCCGAAUCCUCUACUCUCAUUGGGCAAACGACGACGGCAAACAUCAACUUCGGAAGACAAACGUUCCGUGAGCAAUCAAAUUAUUACAUCAAACAGUCACAACGUUCCGUCGACAUCUCGGAAUGUGGCAGCUAGCAACAACAGCUUCGCCACAUGUUCAUACGUUUCUAACAUAGAAUUGAUAAAUGCCAACGAAUGCGCCGAGGCUGAGACUGAAACGAAUGUUGAAACGAGCAGUACGAGCGGUACGGAAUAUCGUAAGAAGAAGCACAUGAAGAAAAUAAAAAAGAAUAGGAAGCUAUUAGAGGCUCAAGAAGGCAAGAAGAAGCACAGAAAGCAUAGGUCCUGUAAGGAGCAUCGAAAGCAUAAACACAGAAAACAUCGAAAGCAUAAACACAGGCAUCAUAGUAGCGUUGGCGACGCGAACAGCGUAAGCAAUCAAGAGAACAGCUGGGAGCAGAGGAAUGAGGAAGAAGCAAUUACAGAUUUGCCGAAUACAAAUUUCUCCGCUAUCGAGGAGACGAGGUUGUCUGAGGAAGAUGAUGAGACUGAAGAAUCGUUAGUAACUACUCAAAAAGAUAACGAGGCUCCAACAGAGCUUGAAGAACCGUCAGAACUAGUCCAAAAAGAUGACGAUGUUCAAAUGGAAUCAAAACCGUCGGAACCCAUUCAACAGACUCAAGCAGAGCCUGAAGAAAAAGAACUUGUCCAACAGACUCAAGUAGACUCGGAAGAAACGGAACCCGAUGACCGACAACCUCAUCAAGUUUGCGAUGAGCCUCAGACGAAGUCCGAAGAAUUGUCAGAAGAUGUUCAAGCGGACAAUGAGGAACCUGAGGAACCUGAAGAACCUGAGGAACCACCAGAACCCGUCGAAAAGAAGUUAAAGAUUCAGCAGAAGGCACCGGCAAAUCGUUCCUCAAAUCGUGUCUCGAACAAUCGCACUGCAAACCAAGCUUCGACGACUUCCGCUUUGACAACUCGUGGUUCCACGAAUCGCACAACAACGAAUCGCGUUUCGACGAAUCGCACAACGACGAAUCGCGCUUUGACAAGACACGCUUCGACGAUACAGAGUUCGACGAAUAACAGCUCCGCGAGUCGAGGCUCGAAGAAUCGCGCUUCUAAUCCAACAACUGUGGCCAACCCAUCGAAUCCCGUCGAGACUCCCAGUCCAAUAGCCCGGAUGUUGCCUAACAAACGCCAUUGGAAAUGGGCGAGCAGCAGUCGAGUAUCUGGUGGAAAUCAAUAUUUCACAGCUAUACGACGCGGCAGAGAAACGAUAAAUAUAGGCGACAGUGUAUUGUUUUACUCCUAUCGAAAACCUCACGAAAAACCCUACAUCGGCAAGAUUGUGUCGCUGUGGCUGAACCAGAAAUUAGAGAUGAGAGUCAGAUCUCAAUGGUUCUACCGUCCCGAGGAGUUACAACCACCCUGCAGCCUAAAUCCUCCGGGCGGUUUGUUCGAAUCGAAGCAUAGCGAUUCAAAUGAUGUGCAAACGAUUUCCCACAAAGUAAUGGUGCUACCACUUGAAGAUUAUAAUAAGAUACUGCAAGCGUCGCAGAGACAUCAAAAGGGUUACGAGGACAACGACCCUUACUAUUAUUACGCCGGCUUUUAUACGCAUCCAACGGUAACUUAUGCACCCGGCGUUACGGCUGUUUUAAAUGAAUGAGAACAGCUUAAGCUGACGAUUAAGUUAGCCGGAAUUACUUAAUCGCGGUCAGCUAACAAUUUUGCGAAAUUUUCGAUGCGACAACCGUUUAAAAUGAACGGCUCUCUUUUUUUCGGAGGAAUACAAACUUGAAAGCUUAUAGUUGAUACGCUAAUAGAAACGUAGGCGAUACGUUACACGCAAAAAGAAUGAAAUAUUUCUUUAUUCACGUCUUUAUUACGUCUUUUUAUCGCGAGAGCGUUGCUCAUUAAGUCUACAAGGCACAAGCAUUACUUCAUUCUGCAAGAUACUUAACAAAACGAUAGUUUUUUUCAGAAUAAGAAGCUUAUUUAUCAUCUAAUAGCAUUAGAUUCAUUUAA
Mycetomoellerius zeteki is the source of this 8363-nucleotide messenger RNA. RefSeq names its product BAH domain and coiled-coil containing protein winged eye (gene wge). NCBI's taxonomy places the organism in Eukaryota, Metazoa, Arthropoda, Insecta, Hymenoptera, Formicidae. Gene Ontology annotation, molecular function: chromatin binding. The coding region runs from base 103 to 8004 and encodes 2633 amino acids. The record is from RefSeq and is a predicted model, not a curated record. The transcript has 21 exons.